AUGACUUUCAGCCACAAAUACGGGGAAAGUCUGAACACCCGAGGUGGUAAGGAAGUGGCUCUGACUUCCCCAGGAAAUGAGAGAGGAAACCCAAGUUCUGACCCCUCUGGGUGCACCGGAGCCACAAGACGACUCACCGGCAGAGGGAGGGAGGGAGGGCAGGGUGGAGUUUGGACAAAGCAGAGAUACUGCUUCUCAUUGUGCCUCAUUCAGAAACUGGAAGGGGUUGAGGCAACAAGUGAAUUUAGAACCCAGGAAAACAGAAACGUUUGGUCUCAGAUUUUUGGUACAAGCCUUUUCUGGAAGAUGACCUUGAUCCGAGCUCUGGCUGCUCUGCUCUGCUGCUGCUGGUCCUCGGCACUCAUGUUGGAUCCUGGUGGGAAGAACGUCUGUGAAGAUGUCAGGGACCCGUCCAAACACGUGUGUUGCACUGGAUGGCGUCAACAGGGAAAAGAGUGCACUAUACCUGUCUGCGAGGGGGAGCAGGCCUGUCUGAAGAAUGAGAUCUGUUUAUUUCCUGGAGUUUGUCGUUGUCCAGCUGGCUUCUAUGGAGCUCAGUGCAAAACACGCUGUCCUGGUGAGUUUUGGUCUUCAGACUGUCGUCAGGUGUGUCAGUGCUUCCCAAACGGCCGCUGUCAUCCCAACACUGGCGUGUGCAUUUGCAAUCCAACCCGUUGGGGACCGCUCUGCCAAAAUGUCUGCAAGUGCACUCGCAACGGCUACUGCCACCCCGUGGAUGGGAACUGCACCUGUGAUGCAGGCUGGUGGACUUCAACGUGCUUCAAACCAUGCCAGUGUACCGCUGAUGGAUCUGAAGGCCUCAGCUGUGAUCAGCUCACAGGCCAGUGUCACUGCCGCAGUGGAUUCUGGGGGAUGAAAUGUCCCUUCAGGUGCAACUGCAACCAGUCUCCAUGUGAUCAGUGGACUGGUGAGUGUAAGUGUGAAGCAGGGUCGUGGGGACCCAGCUGUGACAGGAAGUGUAACUGUGACCUCACACACAGCCGCUGUGACCCUUCCACCGGUCAGUGCCUGUGCCACCCCGGGUACCAGGGCCUGUCAUGCAAUCAGCCCUGUGGACCUGGGAGGUAUGGCAGUGGGUGUAAAAUGAGCUGUGGGUACUGUCAGGACAAAAAGCCAUGCUCUGCCAUGGACGGCACAUGCAUCGCCUGCGAGCCUGGCUGGAAUGGUACGCGGUGUGACCACCCCUGCCCUCCUGGUUUUCAUGGUUAUGGCUGCCAAGAAAGGUGUCCACGAUGCAGAAAUAAUGAACCCUGUGAUAAAAGAACUGGGAAUUGUGGGAAGUGUGACCCUGGAUGGACUGGAGCCAGGUGUGACAGGAUCUGCCCAGACAAGACGUAUGGAGACUCCUGCAGUUUCCUGUGUGGCCUUUGUGUCCACGGUACCUGCCAUCAUGUGACAGGAAGAUGUGUCUGUCAACCAGGCUUUCAGGGGGAGAGUUGUAACAGUAGCUGCAGUCCCUUGAAGUUUGGACUCAACUGUUCCUCUGUUUGUGAAUGUGAGGAGGGAGUCCACUGCCAUCCCAUCACUGGAGCCUGCCCCAACAGUAGUCGAAGUGCUGUCCUCGCAGGCGUCUUGGUUCCUUUGCUGCUGCUGCUUCUUGCUGUUCUCUGCUGCUGUUUGUGUUGUGGAGGAGGUCCUGCUGUGGGCAAAGACAGUGAGGCUGUGGCCGAUGGAGGAUGGGUGGUUCGCAUGAAAUAUCACGUCUACAGUGUCCUGGCAAACAUUGGUGCUGCCCUACCGUGUGCCUCCAACUGGUCCUCUGGACUGCCGCGGGUCACUGUGUCUCAUCAUGACCCGGAGCUGACUUUUAACCAUAGCUUCAUUGAACCUCCUUCAUCAAACUGGAUGACCGAGGGGUCGUCCUUUGAAAGUGAUGAAGAGGAGGGAGAAGCUCUCUACUGUGUCCCACCAAGAGAAGACAUCCCAGCUGUGGCGGGCGGUGAGUUCCAGGAGAUGAGCUCCAAGUGUAACAUGUUCUUGGACCCAUCAGGGUUCAGCACAGAGGACAUCUCCUCCUCCUUCAACAUCCCCCGCACCUCCAGCAUCGCCAAGUCCAAACGCCCAUCCGUCUCCUUCGCGGAAGGCACCCGCUUCAGCCCUAAAGAGAGGCGGGGUUCUGGUCAGGACCCUGGCGCUCUUCCUCGUAGCAAAGCAAAGUCACCCUGGGGGGCUCUGAUGCUUUCUACCCUCCAGGGGAGCUCAGCUCAAACUGGAGAGGAGGAUGAGGAGAGGGAAGGUGGUGUGGACGUGCAACUUUCCAACAAUCAGGAGUCCAGCCGUGAGGCAGUGGACCAGGAAGUAGACAGAACCCCAUCUCAAGCCUGUCUGCAGGUUCCUGGGCCAUCAGGGCGAAGAAGAACUAUGUCCAACACUGCUGCCCAAAAAGAGAGUCAGCUGACAACCUCUGCCGUGGAGGAUGCUUCCUCCCAGAAGGUCACCACAGUGUAUGUGACUCUGGGUAAGGCUGGCAAGAUCCUAUCAAAGACAGAAUCUGGCUCUGAGGGCCGUGUUCAGGCCAUGCUCCGAAGACUCGGCAGCAUUCAGAGACACAGAGAGCAGGAGUCUGGCAAGCCCAAGUCAAAGGUGGUUGAAGGCAUCACUAAACCACCCAGAAGGAAGCUAGGAGCUCGGGUAACUCUGUGGGAGCAGAGAGGGCCGCCUGCAGGGGGGGUUGGCAUAGUUCAGGAAGCCAGGGGGAUGCAGUCGUCUUCUGACUCUGCUGACACUCCAGGAACUGAUCACUCUCCACCAGCAGGGGGAGAAACUCCACCAUCUGUUUUGAAGGUGGUGGCAGAGGUGGCACAAGCUGACUCCAGGUCAGAUCCUAGAACUGAGGAGGACUUAGAGUGGGGAGGAGAAGCAAGCGGGACACAAACUGAGAGCAGCUACCAAACCGUGGGACCAGCAGGUAACCCCACUGAGAUCACCAACAUGAAAGGCGCAGUUUUCCAUGUGGACUAUGAACCCUGCUAUGAAAACAUCUUCAUGAAGCAGUCAUAACAUCUGGGAGAAAAAUAUCAGCAGAUCCAACUGAGAAACUAUUCUUCCUGUUCUGACAUUGAAAUUAUGCAGGAAGGAGAAAACUACUGGUAAACUAAAAAUAUCAAUUUUUUAUGAAAGUUAAUAAUGUGAAUAAUGUUGCAUUUAUUUUACAAUACAUACUAAAAUACUAAAGAAAUUCUGGCUUAAAGAUAAAAAUAAGAAAGAGAACCUAACAGUAUGAGGCACUGUAAAAUGUAUUUCAGUGACACAUGGCACAAGCUUUUAUUUUGGAGACAAUCAUCCUCUGACUUUAGUGGAGAAGACACAUGCACCAUGUGACGGUCCUGGGUUUGGUAGGUCUUUGUCCUGGUAAAAUAAUUUUUUGAUGUACUUUCUCAAUGUAUGUGUACCUUUUUUUUCUAUCCAUUACUAGAACAUGUACCUCCUGACACCAGACAACACUACUGUUAAAAAACAAAACUACAAUUCUGGUCUUUGUUUAGUCAUCAAUUGUUUUUUUAUUCACUAUGUUAAUAUAUAUAACAAAAAAUGGCUACACAAGAAGUUUGAGAGAAUCAGCAUUCAGAACUCAAAACAGAUAAGGUUUUUAGUGCCAGAAGUGUCCCCCCCCCCCCCCCCCCCCCACUGCUGCUGUGUUUAAUGAAGUUGCCCAACUGAGGUUAAAAAGCAGGAGAUAACUGCUCAGAAAACCAGCUGCCUGAACUUUGAUUUCUGUUGUUUGCAGACGCUGAUGAGGAGCUGCUUUUGUGUUAGUAGAAACAUGUUUGGCCUUCUUUGUAGAGCACUACAUUGUUGAAAAAAAUGACAGACAAAUAAAAAAA
This is a messenger RNA of Oryzias latipes (Japanese medaka), 3845 nucleotides long. RefSeq names its product scavenger receptor class F, member 1 (gene scarf1). Gene Ontology annotation, biological process: dendrite development; heterophilic cell-cell adhesion; neuron remodeling. Gene Ontology annotation, molecular function: scavenger receptor activity; low-density lipoprotein particle binding. The record is from RefSeq and is a predicted model, not a curated record. NCBI's taxonomy places the organism in Eukaryota, Metazoa, Chordata, Actinopteri, Beloniformes, Adrianichthyidae. Gene Ontology annotation, cellular component: membrane.